Molecule: messenger RNA, 1737 nt
Organism: Copidosoma floridanum
Lineage: Eukaryota; Metazoa; Arthropoda; Insecta; Hymenoptera; Encyrtidae
Source: RefSeq, a predicted model, not a curated record
AUGUCGAUUCUGGCUAUUAUCUUUUUUGAUAUUCUAAACGAGGAUUGCAUUGGAAGCCGCACCUGCAGCGGGAACCGAUGCAUCGAUCCGUGUACCUACGCCUGCGGCACAAACGCGCUCUGCCAGACGAUCAACCACAUACCGGUGUGCAACUGUCCUCCAGGUCACACGGGCAAUCCUCUGCACGAUUGCGUCUACGACCCUGAGGCGCCGUGCAAGAGCCCAAAUCCUUGUGGGGCCAACACCAAGUGCGAAGUCAAGAACGGCGUGGCGGUGUGCUCUUGUUUGUCGGGAUACCGAGAACGUCCUCUCGAGGGCUGCCGUCACGAGUGCGAGUCCGACUUUGACUGUCCCCAGCACCAGCACUGCUCGAAGGACUUUCGCUGCGAGAGCCCGUGCGCCUCCGUAUGCGCCGAGAGCGCCGAGUGCAACGUCAUCAACCACCGAGCCAACUGUGCCUGUCCCAAGAAUUGGCUGGGUAACCCGCUCAUAUCCUGCCAGCCCGAGUGCACCCAGCACUCCAACUGUCCUGCCGGCAAGCCUGCCUGCCUCUAUCAGAAAUGCGUCGAUCCUUGCGAGGGCACCUGCGGCACCAACGCCAAUUGCGAGCUCCGCGACGUAACGCCCGUCUGCAGUUGUCCCAGGGACAAAACUGGCGACCCCUUCGUUUUCUGUCGGCCCUUCACCGAUGUAAACGAGGAUUGCAUUGGAAGCCGCACCUGCAGCGGGAACCGAUGCAUCGAUCCGUGUACCUACGCCUGCGGCACAAACGCGCUUUGCCAGACGAUCAACCACAUACCGGUGUGCAACUGUCCUCCAGGUCACACGGGCAAUCCUCUGCACGAUUGCGUUUACGACCCUGAGGCGCCGUGCAAGAGCCCAAAUCCUUGUGGGGCCAACACCAAGUGCGAAGUCAAGAACGGCGUGGCGGUGUGCUCUUGAUUGUCGGGAUACCGAGGGCGUCCUCUCGAGGGCUGCCGUCACGAGUGCGAGUCCGACUUUGACUGUCCACAGCACCAGCACUGCUCGAAGGACUUUCGCUGCGAGAGCCCGUGCGCCUCCGUAUGCGCCGAGAGCGCCGAGUGCAACGUCAUCAACCACCGAGCCAACUGUGCCUGUCCCAAGAAUUGGCUGGGUAACCCGCUCAUAUCCUGCCAGCCCGAGUGCACCCAGCACUCCAACUGUCCUGCCGGCAAGCCUGCCUGCCUCUAUCAGAAAUGCGUCGAUCCUUGCGAGGGCACCUGCGGUACCAACGCCAAUUGCGAGCUCCGCGACGUAACGCCCGUCUGCAGUUGUCCCAAGGAAAAAACUGGCGACCCCUUCGUUUUCUGUCGGCCCUUCACCGAUGAGGACCCGUGCAGCGGGAAUCCGUGCGGUACCAACGCCGAGUGCCGACCGGGCCAUGACAACACGGGUAAGAAGCGCCCGGUGUGCAGGUGUCCCCACGGCUAUGUUGGAAACGCGCUAAUCAGCUGUAAGAGGGGCGAGUGCUUGUCCAACAACGAGUGCCCGGACAAUCAGGCGUGCAUCAACUUUGCCUGUCAGAACCCGUGCACGGGCCGUGAGUGCGGUUUAAAUGCCAAUUGUACACCUAGAAGACACAUUGCAGUGUGCCAGUGCGCCGAGGGUUACCCCGAGGGGACGCACUCUUCUCCUGCAAUCCCAUCGAGGGUGGCCGUGCAGCCAACUACUACGGUCGCUACGCGCGCUACUGAUUCUUAUUUUUAUUCCGAAUGA